Budorcas taxicolor (takin) is the source of this 2559-nucleotide messenger RNA. RefSeq names its product nucleolar protein with MIF4G domain 1 (gene NOM1). The record is from RefSeq and is a predicted model, not a curated record. The coding region runs from base 1 to 2559 and encodes 852 amino acids. Gene Ontology annotation, biological process: ribosomal small subunit biogenesis. Gene Ontology annotation, molecular function: RNA binding; protein binding. Lineage: Eukaryota; Metazoa; Chordata; Mammalia; Artiodactyla; Bovidae. The transcript is spliced from 12 exons. Gene Ontology annotation, cellular component: nucleolus.
AUGGCGGCGUCCAGCGGCGCUACGGUGCCGGCGCGGGGCGGCUUCCAGGGGCGCACGGGCCGCGGGAAGCGCGGAGGCGGGCGCGGGCCGCGCAGCGGGCCGGGGGGCGGUGGGGAGGGGCCCCUGAGGCGGCUGGAGCUAGCCGUGGAGGAGUUCGUGCAGGGGACCACGGAGGGCGGGGCCCCCGGCGGCCGCGAGGGGCCCCGCGGUGCGGGCCGCGCGCGCCCCGGCGGGAGGAAAAGCCGCCGGGAGCUGAGGAGGGAGAAGCGGCAUCUGAGAAAGGCGCGCCGGCUCCAGAGGGCGGCAGGCCCCGCGCAGGACCCCCGCCCGGGCGGGGAAGCCAGCGACCCCCGGGCGGGGGCAGCGCGGGAGGGGGCGGGCCGGCUGUCCGCGGGGCUGCGGCGCCCCCCGGCUCCGCCCGAGGCCGCCCCGGCCCGGACCCGGGCCCCCGCCGCCGCCGCCGCCGCCCGGAAGCGGGCGCUCCUGGCGGCCAACGAGGCGGAGGACCGCGAGAUCCGGAAGCUGGAGCGGCGCCUCGGCUUGAACAAGCGCAGGAAGAAGGGCGACGGCAGGAGCUCCGUGCCGCUCAGCUUUGCCCGCGACGGGCUCGACUAUGUCCUGGGGGCCCUGGGCUCUGGGGAAAGUAGUGGCUUGUAUGAAAGCGGCAGCGAGGCGGAGGAGGGCGCGGGCCCCACACCCCCCGGAAGUGAGCUGGACACUGACGCUGAGGACGGAUGGGAGGAGCAGGACCUGGAGCCGGGCAGCGGGCAGGCGGCCGAGGAUGCGUGCAGCGAGGAGGAGGAGGAGGAGGAGGACCAGGACGAUGCCGAAGAGGAGGCGCGCGGAGCCCAGGGCACAGCCAAGGAGGAAGGAGGCAGAAAGAGGGUCCGUUUUGCAGAAGAUGGAGAGAGGAGUGAAAACCCCUCGGAGGCUGCGCGUACAGACGGUCAGCAGAAUCUUGGUGAAAAUGGUGGAAAGUACGUCCCACCUCAUGUGAGGCGAGUGGAGGAGACAGAGGACGCCCAGAAAAAGGAAGAGCUGGAAAGGCUCAAGAAACAGGUCAAAGGUCUGGUCAACAGGAGAGCGUCCUAUCUCUUUGUCUUUCCACCUGUGUACAGGCUGAGCGAGCCGAACCUGGCCUCCAUCAGCAGCCAGCUGGAGGAGCUGUACAUGGGCCACAGCCGGAAGGACAUGAACGCCACGCUGACCGCCGUCGUGCUGAGCGCCUGUGCCCCGGACACGGCCAUGCCUGCCCGGCUGCUCAUGGAGCACGUCCUCCUGGUCAGCGUCCUGCACCGCACGGUCGGCCUCGAGGUGGGCGCCCACUUUCUGGAGGCGGUGGUGAGGAGGUUUGACACCGUGUAUAAGAGCGGGCAAGACGGGAAGGAGUGUGACAACCUGUUCACCAUCAUCGCCCAUCUGUACAAUUUCCACGUGGUGCAGUCUCUCCUCAUCUUUGACGUUUUGAGGAAACUUGUUGAAAGUUUCUCGGAAAAAGAUAUUGAGCUGAUCCUGUUAAUGCUGAAGACCGUGGGCUUUUCACUAAGGAAGGACGAUGCUCUGUCCCUGAAGGAGCUGAUCACGGAGACUCAGGCCAAAGCCAGUGGAGCAGGUGGCAGGUUCCGGGACCAGACCAGGGUCCGCUUCAUGCUGGAGACGCUGCUGGCCCUGAAGAACAACGAUGUGCGGAAGAUUCCAGGCUACGACCCUGAGCCCGUGGAGAGGCUGCGGAAGCUGCAGAGAGGCCUGGUGCGUGGCGCCGGCGCGGGAACAGACCCCGAGCUCCGAGUGUCCUGGGACAGCGUCCUGAACGCCGAGCGCGCCGGGCGCUGGUGGAUCGUGGGGUCCGCCUGGAGCGGCGCCCCGAUGGUGGACGGCGGUCCGAAGAAGCCGCUCACAGGGACGGUUAGCUCAAAAAUCCUGGAGCUUGCCCGCAAGCAGAGAAUGAACACCGACGUCAGGAGAAACAUAUUCUGCACGGUAAUGACGAGCGAAGACUUUCUGGAUGCGUUCGAGAAGCUCCUGAAGCUGGGGCUUAAGGAUCAGCAGGAGAGAGAGAUCGUUCACGUCCUGGUGGACUGCUGUCUGCAGGAGAAGACCUACAACCCUUUCUACGCUUUCCUGGCCGGCAAGUUCUGUGCCUACGAGCGGAGGUUCCAGAUGACAUUCCAGUUCAGCAUAUGGGACAAAUUUCGGGACCUAGAAAAUUUGCCAGCCACGAAUUUUGCUAAUUUGGUUCAUCUGGUGGCCCACUUGCUGAAGACGAAGUCACUGCCACUUUCCCUCUUAAAGGUUGUGGAAUUCAGUGAACUGGACAAACCCAGAGUCCACUUCUUACGAAAAGUGUUACAUAUACUGCUAAUGGAAACAGAAGUUGAAGACCUUGGUUUGAUUUUUGCAAGGGUGUCGGACAAGCCAGCGCUGGGCCUGCUGCGUGAGGGCCUGAAGCUCUUCAUCAGCCACUUCCUGCUGAGGGGCGCCCCAGAGGCCGGCGCCCUGCGGGAGCGGGCCGAGCUGUGCACCCAGGCCCUGCAGGGGCGGGGGUCCCUCAGGAUGUAG